AUGGCAGAAAUUUGGACGCGCCAGCAGCAGCUGCAGCGAUCCAUUGAUCGUUUUCUCGAGAAUUUUAAAAAACUGGGACGGUCGAACUUGACCGCCGCGAAGAUCCGCUCACGCAUUGCUGCGCUUCGAGAUCUUUGGCAGCAGUUCCAAAGUGGGAACGCCGUGCUCCUUCAGUCCACUCCGGCAGCCCAACAGGACGCCAUUGAAUACUUCAGCGGGCAGUGCUUCGACGCGACGGAGAUCUACCGGACAGCGCUGGAUCACCUUACUGAGGCUCUCGAGGAACUCGAGCCUCCCGUGAGUCCUCAAAACGACUCUGCGUUUAAUAACACAGCGCGUAUCAAUUCGGGGCCUCUCGCACAGCUUCCGCCUAUUAAUUUGCCUCCGUUCGACGGUCAGAUCGACCACUGGGAGUCGUUUCGUGACCGGUUCACAUCGUUGAUAAUCCGUAAUCCGGAAUUAAACAAUUUCGCGCGUAUGCAUUUCUUGACCACGUGCGUGAAGGGUCAAGCGCUUGCAUGCAUUCUCAAUCUGCCGGUCACUGCCGCUAAUUUCGAGAUCGCUUGGCAGGCGUUGGUUUCACAGUACGAAAACAAAGGCCGGCUUCUUCAACGACAUUUAUCGUCUCUACUUCAGCUACCCGCUGUCACGCGCGAAUCAGCUGUUGAGCUGCAGGCGCUCCGCGACCAAGUUAAAAUAACUUUGGCGUCUCUUAUUCAUUUGCCGCGCAGUCCGUCCGAUCUGUGGAGCGAUAUGUUCAUACAUUUAGUGGUUCAACGGCUCGACGCGUCGUCACGAAAAGCGUGGAAUCUGCGGGUGGCGGAUCACGACGAUUUUCCGUCCUUCGCGGAUCUCGAUCGCUUUCUUGCAUCUCGCGCUCGCGCGUUCGACGAGAUCGCGAGUGCGGCUCAGCCCCGAUCAAAUAACCGCAGAUGUCAAUCGCGUCAGGUUAGCGCCGCAACUGUGUCCGCCUCGUCUUCACAACAGUGUCCGAUCUGCAAUUCGCGACACUUUUUCAGCGCUUGUCCGACGUUUACGCAAGGGACACCGAUGCAGCGUCGCGAGCUCGUUAAGAAGCACGGUCGGUGUUUCAAUUGCUUGAGUCGUAAUCAUUCGGCAGCCGAAUGUUCGAGCAAAUAUUCUUGCCGCACUUGCCAGCAUCGACACCAUACGUUGCUUCACUCGAGCUCGACGUCUGCUGCGAGACUCGAAGCCGCAAAAGUUGUAACGCCGCCGACUCCGAGCGACGGCUCGCGAUUAGCAGUGCAAUCAUUGCUCGCGUCGCGCUCUCAAGAGAACAGUACUCAAAUUUUGCUCGCCACUGCUCGCGUGCUGGUUCGCGGAGUCGACGGUCGUGCGGUCGAGGUUCGCGCACUCCUCGAUCAGGGCUCGGAGAUGACUUUCAUCUCCGAGACCUGGCUCAAGUACUUAGAUUGA
Messenger RNA from Odontomachus brunneus, 1437 nucleotides. RefSeq lists its product as uncharacterized. The record is from RefSeq and is a predicted model, not a curated record. NCBI's taxonomy places the organism in Eukaryota, Metazoa, Arthropoda, Insecta, Hymenoptera, Formicidae. Bases 1 to 1437 code for a protein of 478 amino acids. The transcript has a single exon.